This is a messenger RNA of Lingula anatina, 478 nucleotides long. RefSeq names its product adenosine 5'-monophosphoramidase HINT3. The record is from RefSeq and is a predicted model, not a curated record. NCBI's taxonomy places the organism in Eukaryota, Metazoa, Brachiopoda, Lingulata, Lingulida, Lingulidae. Gene Ontology annotation, molecular function: catalytic activity.
GAGGUGCAGUAAGUCAUGGCAGAAGCAGGCGAACAGUCUUGUGUAUUUUGCAAAAUUGCCAACGGGAAGGAUGAGAACGCUGAGUUGCUCUUUCAGGAUGAAGCAUAUGCAGUUUUUAGAGACCAUAAACCUGCAGCAUCAACCCAUCUACUCGUUGUACCAAAAGCUCAUAUAUCAGAUGCCAAAAGUCUAAAAAAACAAGAUUUGGAGUUAGUUACCACAAUGGUGAAGAUUGGUGAGCAGGUGUUACAGGAACAUGGUGGAGAGGUAACCAAAGCAAGAUUCGGUUUCCACUGGCCACCGUUUUGCUUGAUCUACCACUUGCACCUACAUGUUAUACAUCCAGUGUCAGAAGCAGGCUUCAUAUCCAGACAGAUCUUUAAACCCAAUUCUCUAUGGUUUGUAACUCCUGACUGGUUGAUGGAUAGGUUGAAUAAGAUGCCAAGCUGACACAUUGACCUGUACAGAGUAGAGACAA